UCGAGGCAUUGCGGGUCGCUCCGCGCUGAGGCUCCAUCAGACGGCGGCACCUUCCUCCUGCCCUUCCUCGCAUCGCCCCGUCUCACCGCCCCGCGCUUCAUGGCCCCGCCGCGCACUUCCUCUUCCGGCGGAUUCGGUAAUGGCGGCCGCCCGGCAGCUGCUGGUGCUGUGUGUGGGCGCUGUAUCAGGUCUCCUCGCGUCGGCGGCCAAGAUGAAGAUCGUGGAGGAGCCCAACACUUUCGGGCUGAACAACCCCUUCCUGCCUCAAACUAACCGACUGCAGCCGAAGAUGCCCCCUUCAGCAGUAUCAGGCCCUGCGCAUCUCUUUAGGCUUGCUGGCAAGUGUUUCAGUUUUGUGGAAUCCAUAUAUAAGUACGAGUUUUGUCCUUUCCAUAAUGUCACUCAGCACGAGCAGACUUUUCGAUGGAAUGCCUACAGUGGGAUUUUAGGAAUCUGGCAUGAAUGGGAAAUUGACAACAACACAUUUGUUGGAAUGUGGAUGAGGGAAGGAGACUCAUGUGAAACCAAGAGCAGACAGACGAAGGUUCAUCUUGUUUGUGGAAAGAGCAAUAAAUUGGCUUAUGUGUCUGAGCCAAGUACUUGUGUCUACUCCCUCACAUUCGAGACUCCUCUUGUGUGCCAUCCCCACUCUCUGUUGGUUUAUCCAACUCUGACUGAAGCACUACAAAGGAAAUGGGAUGAAGCAGAGCAGUCUCUCUAUGACCAACUAAUAACUGAGCAGGGAUACAAAAAAAUACUGAAAGAGAUUUUUGAGGAAGCGGGAUUUCUGAAAGCAACGGAAGAAAAGGAAGCUGAGAAACAGAAUAUGAAAACAAGUCUGCAAUUUGAAACAGUGGACAAGUGCAAUACGGAAUACAAGAAACUUUCUGAAGAAAUAAAAAUCCUUAAAGAUUUAUUAAGUCAGCACAAUAUUCCAUACAAAGGAAGUUCUGCUGAAAACACCAGUGUUGAACACGUAAAUCACAAAUGGGCAACUGCAGAGACAACUGUGCUCAAUGGGUCAAUGAAUGCUGAACAUCUGCGUGGCGAUACAGGGAUGUAGAGUAACGCUGUGUGAAGGAACGUGAGUGGUAAACAGCAAUCUGACACGGAAUGUCAAGCAAGAUGAAUGUGUAUCGUGACACUGUGAUGAUUUACCUCUUGCGGAUAUUCUUGACUUCCUCAAUUUCUGCCCUAAAGCAAAGGGAAUGGAGGACUGUCAGAGCCAUUUACUGACAGCAGCUGGCGGGUUUUGGAAAACACUGCUGUGAGCGUUUGAGGCUGCUGUGGAGCCAAGGUUUACGGGUUCUAUCUCUGCUCUCAGCUUUGUUAUCGUCGUUAAUCAAGCAUGGUGACAGGCAGUGUGAAUACAGACAGCCCCAAGCGCUGCGCUGAACAUUCAGAACGUUUUAUUUCAACUGAGGGGUUUCUUAGCAGACUUUAGCAAAAUGAAUGAAUAAACGAUGCACAGGGAGAGCUGGAUGCACUCUGCUGA
Messenger RNA from Coturnix japonica (Japanese quail), 1495 nucleotides. RefSeq names its product N-acetylglucosamine-1-phosphate transferase subunit gamma (gene GNPTG). Lineage: Eukaryota; Metazoa; Chordata; Aves; Galliformes; Phasianidae. Gene Ontology annotation, cellular component: Golgi apparatus. The record is from RefSeq and is a predicted model, not a curated record.